Lampris incognitus (smalleye Pacific opah) is the source of this 3487-nucleotide messenger RNA. RefSeq names its product thrombospondin 4a (gene thbs4a). Gene Ontology annotation, cellular component: extracellular region. Gene Ontology annotation, molecular function: calcium ion binding. Gene Ontology annotation, biological process: cell adhesion. The record is from RefSeq and is a predicted model, not a curated record. NCBI's taxonomy places the organism in Eukaryota, Metazoa, Chordata, Actinopteri, Lampriformes, Lampridae.
CUCUGACAACAUUACUCUGUCCAUCACCCUAUGAGACCACAUGAACUCGGAUACAUGUUUGGUUUCUGGUUAGUUUAUGACAGUGACUAAUCCUCAUUUGGCUCUUUCUUCAGUAUCAGGGGCUAUCCUGCAAAGGUUUAAUUUAGGACUGGGAUAUUCUCCUAAACACUGAUGAUGGGGCUGUGGUCCAAAUCCAUGGUUUUGCUCUCUCUGGUGUUGCAGCAGCUAGCUCUUACUGUCAACGCUCAGGGUAUCGUCUAUGACCUGCUGGUGUCUCCAGAUUGCCUGCCAGACCUGCUCCAAGGCAGCCUGAAGAAUAAAGGGCGGGAUGAAGCUUUCCUCCUCUCCUCCUUCAGAAUCACAAACAAGGCACCCACCUCCCUCUUCACUGUCACCAGUCCCAAAGAUAACACCAAGUACCUGGAGCUCAGCGUGCAGGCCAAGCUCAACAAGGUCACUUUGCGUUACCAGAAGACCGACGGCAGAUUUGGGACCACCAGUUUUAACCAUGCCUCCCUGGCAGAUGGUAGAGAGCACCACGUGAUGAUGCAUGCCACUGGCCUCCAACAUGGCCCACCUCGCCUUAACAUAUAUAUAGACUGUAUGUUGGCACACUCUUUGAAUGAACUGCCUGCUGCAUUUGGGUCUCUGCCACCUGGUCCAAACAAAGUGGCACUGAGGACCUUGCAGCCAACUGGACAGUCUGAAUUGACUGACUUGAAGCUGGUGAUCGAGGACACUAUAGACAAUGUGGCCACUCUUCAGGACUGCAGCAUGGAGCAAAGCGGAUCUCUUCAGCUCCUAGGUAUCCAGAGAAGCAAUGCAGUACAGGAUCAGGUUUCCAUGCUGGAGCUAAAGAAGCUGCUAUCCGAGAUGAAGGAGCUGCUCAACCAGCAGAUCAAGGAGACCACCUUUUUGAGGAAUACCAUCUCAGAGUGCUUAGCCUGUGGUCUCAAUGGCAGUCCAACUAGCACAGCCACAGAAGACCUCCGCCCUAGGCCUCUGACUCAGUGUGGUCCUCAGACCUGUUUCAGACAGGACAUGUGCAUCCCUUCGGAGACAGGGGGAUUUCAGUGUGCUCCCUGUCCUGAGGGAUAUACUGGAGAUGGUGUGCAGUGUGACGACGUAGACGAGUGCCAGUUCAAUCCCUGCUUCCCCGGUGUGCGGUGUGUGAACACUGCUCCUGGUUUCCGGUGUGAGAGUUGUCCGCUUGGAUUCAUCGGACCAGAGCUCAAUGGAGUUGGGGUGGCCUUUGCCACAUCACACAAACAGACAUGUGAGGACAUAGACGAGUGUCUGGGACCACCUGACAAUGGAGGUUGCACUGCCAACUCUCACUGCCACAACACUGUGGGCUCAUUCCAUUGUGGGGGGUGUAAGACUGGCUUCACUGGGGAUCAAGUGAUGGGCUGCCAGGGUCAGAGGCUGUGCACCAAUGGCCAAGCCAACCCCUGUGACCCCAACGCAGAAUGUAUAGUGGAGAGAGACGGCAGCAUUAGCUGUGUGUGUGGCAUCGGCUGGGCAGGCAAUGGCUAUUUGUGUGGGCCAGACACAGAUAUCGAUGCAUAUCCUGACAUCAAUCUCAAAUGCGACGGCAACAGCUGCAAUAAGGACAACUGUGUGUUUGUGCCUAACUCUGGCCAAGAGGAUGCAGACAGGGAUGGAUUAGGCGACGCAUGUGAUGAUGAUGCAGACAGUGACGGCAUUAUUAACAUAGAGGAUAACUGCUGGUUGGUCCCUAAUUUAGACCAGACUAACAGUGACAAGGAUCUCCAUGGUGAUGCCUGUGACAACUGCAAGCUGAUAGAAAACCCCAAGCAGAGGGACACUGACAACGAUGGGCUGGGAGAUGAAUGUGACGAUGACAUGGAUGGAGAUGGCCUGAAAAAUAUCCUCGACAACUGCCCGCGUGUGCCAAAUCUAGACCAGAUGGACAGAGAUAACGAUGGGGUGGGAGAUGCCUGUGAUAGCUGCCCUGACAUGGUCAACCCUAACCAGUCUGACUCUGAUGACGACCUGGUAGGAGACACCUGUGAUGACAACAUAGACAGUGAUGGGGACGGACACCAGAACACAAAGGACAACUGCCCCACGGUCAUCAACUCUUCUCAGUUGGACACCGACAAGGAUGGAAAGGGCGAUGAAUGUGACGAUGAUGACGACAAUGAUGGCAUUCUGGACACCACCGACAACUGCAGAUUAGUCAUCAAUCCAGACCAGAAGGACGAAGAUAAUGAUGGCAUUGGAGACAUAUGUACUGAUGACUUUGAUGAUGACAAGGUGAUUGACAGAAUAGACAGCUGUCCAGAGAACGCUGAGAUCACCCUGACUGACUUCAGAGCCUAUCAGACAGUGGUGUUGGACCCAGAAGGCGAUGCGCAAAUAGACCCCAACUGGGUCGUCCUCAACCAGGGUAUGGAGAUAGUUCAGACCAUGAACUCCGACCCUGGUCUUGCUGUAGGCUACACAGCGUUUAGCGGGGUCGACUUUGAGGGGACCUUCCAUGUGAAUACGGUGACCGAUGAUGACUACACUGGCUUCAUCUUUGGCUACCAGGACUCCUCCUCCUUCUAUGUGGUGAUGUGGAAGCAGACUGAGCAGACCUACUGGCAGGCCGUACCCUUCAGAGCCGUCGCCGAGCCUGGAAUACAACUGAAGGCAGUAAAGUCUAACACAGGUCCCGGGGAGUAUCUGAGGAUCCUAUGGCACACUGGAGACACCUCAGACCAAGUUCGUCUACUGUGGAAGGACCCUAGGAAUGUUGGCUGGAAGGACAAGGUCUCCUAUCGCUGGUACCUCCAACACAGACCUCAGGUUGGAUACAUCAGGGCACGGUUUUAUGAAGGUUCGACCUUGGUAGCAGACUCCGGGGUGAUAACUGAUACCAGCAUGAGGGGAGGGAGACUGGGCGUUUUCUGCUUCUCUCAGGAGAACAUCAUCUGGUCCAAUCUGAAGUACCGUUGUAAUGACACAAUUCCUGCUGACUACCAGGAUUUCGCCGCCCAGAACAUCGGCUGAACCCAUGUUCCCAUGGAGUAAAGACAUAAAUAGGAAGUAGGGAUGUGGGAGAGUGAUCAAUGGAGAGGGCACUAACCUUAACUGAAAGAACAAAGGAGGAGAGGAGGUGACAGGCAGAAGAGGCAGAGAAAUGUAUGGGACAAGCUUUAAGGAGAUGAACAUGGGAAACAAAACCGAGGAAUGACUUGACGAAGUAAAUGGCCUUUGUUGGUUUCCUUACGUCAUCAGUCUAUGGACAGAUAUGCAGAGAGCAGCAGUAAAGCAGAUUCCUAAGGGGCACAUUCUUCGGGCAUUAUAUUCUACCCCUGAAUUCAGCAUGCCUGAAGCCAGUACAUUGUAUACAUGUACAUGUGUAUGCAACUUUCUUAGCACCUUUCAUUACAUAUGCAUCUUUUAUGAAGAUAUGUAACUUUUUUUCAUACUUGUGAUAUUCUUUCUAAAUAAUAAAUACUGGGAGCAUUUGGUGAAA